AUCAACAUCAUUGAUUAGUUCCUUUACUUGUGAAAAAGUUCAAAAAACUCCUUUAAAGAGAAAGAGAAAACAUAAGAAAAUGAAAUUAAGCAGCAUUUCAUUUUUGUCCAAGCUUUUAAUACUUCAAUAUCUAUCUUUUCAAUGCCUUUCUACUCAGGAUUUUCAUUUCUUCACUUUUAUUCUGCAGUGGCCAGGAUCAUACUGUGACUCAAAACUAGGCUGCUGUUAUCCGAAAACCGGUAAACCGGCGGCAGAUUUUACUAUUUAUGGACUCAGGCCUAGUUUCAAUAUUAAUGGAACAUCUCCCACAAACUGUGAUAUUCAAAGUGUCUUUAAUAAAUCUAAGAUCUCAGACCUCAUUGAGGACUUGGAAAUAAAUUGGCCAUCUUUGAGGUGUCCACGUCUGAACAAUAUUAAAAUAUGGUCACAUGAAUGGAUGAAACAUGGCACAUGUUCAGAAUCUAAGCUUUCUCAACAUGACUACUUUCAAACAGCUCUCAAACUCAAGAAAAAACUGAACCUUCUUCAAAUGCUUAAGGACGCAGGAUUUGAACCAAAUGAUCAAUUUUACGACAUAGGAAACCCUUUAAGCAUUAUAGAAGACGCUACAGGGUUUCUCCCAGGAAUGGAAUGUAAUAGAGAUUCAGCAGGUAACGAUCAGGUUUUAAAAGUUUACAUGUGCGUGGAUAUUUCUGGGUCAAAUUUCAUUCAGUGCCCUAGUCUGGUGGACAACUGUGGUGCCAAAGUACAAUUCCCCAAGUUUUAAGCAGAACAUGGUUUACUUUGUAUUUUGAUUUUAUAGUUACUGUUAUAUUUCUAAGAGUAAAUACUCAAUUUCGUCUCUCAUAAUUUUAUCCCGACUCAAUUUAGUUUCUCUUGAUAAAUAAUACUCAAGUUAAUCCUUGACAUGUUCUAUUGAAUACAAGUUUGUAUCUCUAUUAUAAUAAAAGUUAGAAAUUGAUUUGUUUUCAA
This is a messenger RNA of Medicago truncatula (barrel medic), 972 nucleotides long. Its product is annotated as ribonuclease 3. The coding region runs from base 80 to 766 and encodes 228 amino acids. Gene Ontology annotation, molecular function: RNA binding; ribonuclease T2 activity. The transcript is spliced from 4 exons. The record is from RefSeq and is a predicted model, not a curated record. Gene Ontology annotation, cellular component: extracellular region. NCBI's taxonomy places the organism in Eukaryota, Viridiplantae, Streptophyta, Magnoliopsida, Fabales, Fabaceae. Gene Ontology annotation, biological process: RNA catabolic process.